Messenger RNA from Nothoprocta perdicaria, 3624 nucleotides. It is a transcript of the gene STK38L, whose product is annotated as serine/threonine kinase 38 like. Lineage: Eukaryota; Metazoa; Chordata; Aves; Tinamiformes; Tinamidae. The record is from RefSeq and is a predicted model, not a curated record. Gene Ontology annotation, biological process: intracellular signal transduction; peptidyl-serine phosphorylation. Gene Ontology annotation, molecular function: protein serine/threonine kinase activity; ATP binding. The transcript is spliced from 13 exons. The coding region runs from base 6 to 1400 and encodes 464 amino acids.
UUACCAUGGCGAUGACUGCAGGGACGACAACAUCCUUUCCCAUGAGCAACCACACCCGGGAGAGAGUGACGGUGGCCAAGCUCACGCUGGAGAACUUCUACAGCAACCUCAUCAUCCAGCACGAGGAGCGAGAGACCAGGCAGAAGAAGCUGGAGGUGGCAAUGGAAGAGGAAGGCUUGGCAGAUGAGGAGAAAAAGCUGCGCAGGUCCCAACAUGCCCGCAAAGAAACGGAGUUUCUGCGCCUGAAGAGGACAAGGCUCGGCUUGGAUGACUUUGAGUCUUUGAAGGUUAUCGGCAGAGGAGCUUUUGGGGAGGUACGUCUUGUUCAGAAGAAGGAUACAGGCCAUAUUUAUGCAAUGAAGAUACUAAGAAAAGCAGAUAUGCUGGAAAAAGAGCAGGUGGCCCAUAUCCGAGCAGAAAGAGAUAUUUUAGUUGAAGCAGAUGGAGCCUGGGUAGUGAAAAUGUUUUACAGUUUUCAGGAUAAAAGAAAUCUCUAUCUGAUCAUGGAGUUCUUACCUGGAGGUGACAUGAUGACCUUACUAAUGAAGAAAGACACCUUAUCCGAAGAGGAGACACAGUUUUACAUCUCUGAAACCGUGUUGGCCAUAGAUGCUAUUCACCAGCUGGGAUUCAUUCACAGAGAUAUUAAGCCAGACAACCUUUUGCUGGAUGCUAAGGGUCACGUAAAACUCUCCGAUUUUGGGCUAUGCACAGGUUUAAAAAAAGCUCACAGAACUGAGUUCUACAGGAACCUUACACACAACCCACCAAGUGACUUCUCAUUUCAAAAUAUGAACUCAAAACGAAAAGCAGAAACAUGGAAGAAGAACAGGCGACAGUUGGCAUAUUCUACUGUUGGCACUCCMGACUACAUCGCCCCAGAAGUAUUUAUGCAGACGGGCUACAACAAGCUCUGUGACUGGUGGUCUUUGGGAGUGAUUAUGUAUGAAAUGCUAAUAGGGUAUCCACCUUUCUGCUCAGAAACACCACAAGAAACCUACAGGAAAGUUAUGAACUGGAAAGAAACUUUGGUAUUUCCUCCAGAGGUGCCCAUUUCAGAGAAAUCAAAGGAUUUAAUUCUAAGGUUUUGCACUGACUCAGAAAACAGGAUUGGUAGUAAUGGAGUAGAGGAAAUAAAAAGUCAUCCCUUCUUUGAAGGAGUGGACUGGGGACAUAUCAGGGAAAGACCGGCUGCAAUCCCUAUAGAAAUUAAAAGCAUUGAUGAUACUUCCAACUUUGAUGAAUUCCCUGAGUCUGAUAUUUUACAGCCAGUGCCAAACACAACGGAGCCUGACUACAAAUCCAAAGACUGGGUUUUCCUCAAUUACACCUACAAGAGGUUUGAAGGGCUCACGCAGCGUGGCUCCAUCCCUUCCUACAUGAAAGCUGGGAAGUUGUGAACCGAAACACAAACCCGCAAAGGAAAGAAAAAAACCCACAAACCUCAGGUAGCUGCAUCACCAGACCCGCUUGGCGUUAGUUAUCAACACAUUGACUCUGGUGCGCAUCAACUUCACACAGAAAUUCUACGGGAUUAGGAUUUCUAAGACUACUACAGGAAUUAGUUGGCAGUGCCAGCUGGCUUUUUUUUUAAUAUUUGAAUAUUUUUGUUAACUUUAUUAUACAAAGGUACUGGAAUAAAAAGGAACGUACAUCCCUUUGUAACUGCACUGCCUAUGUGUGUAGAACGGUUCUGCCUCUCUGUACUGUGGCUGUGUUUGUACUGUAAACCAUCUAAUCCACCCAGGAGUAAAAACAUAUCAUUUUAUGCAGCAUUGCUAUUCUACUGCUCACCUGGUGGUUUUUAGAUAGAUAGGCAGGAUGGAAAACUAUUGCCCGUAUUUGCAAACCCUCUAAGCAGUUGCUGAGGGAGUUCCACUUGUGGUCUACAGCUUAGCCCAUGAGCAYGGCAGCGUUCGGUUAUUUAAAUCAGCAGUUCAUGUGGGGCCUGCUUACACCUUCCUUCCUUCCUCCCCUCCAGAGCCCCACACUAGCAACUCAUCCAUAAUCUUCUCUUUCUUUAUUCUCUGUGCGUGGCAACGGGACAGUCCCGGUGACCUACGCAAAAUGCCAGUACAGCUGUUUCUGUUCAAGCUGAUUGAGCUUUAAACCUGUUAGCAAAUUCAGAACUAAAAAUUGGAAUCUGAAGUAAAAUGAAUUGUUUGUUGGUUUUUUUUUUUUUUAAAGGAAGUUUUGUCCUGAUACCAAGUUCUGAGGAGAUGGCAGUCUCUAAGAUUGUAUUCCUGCCUUGGUUGCAGGAYGGAUAAUCUUAUCGCUCUUGAGAAUUCAAGUAGCCUUUUCUGUCUCUGCAAAACAGGUAUUCUAGAAGAGUGAUCAACCUGCUGCUUUUACUGUUUUUUUUUCCUAAGAUGUUCCAAGCAGGAAAGGAUCCUGUCCCUGCCUUUUAUUUUCAGCACCUCCAUUAGCAGCCUCCUCUAAGCCGGAGCAAGCCGAGUGCCCCACGAGGCUCACUCUCCCGCAGGCUCCGCGUUCUCCCAGCGUCUCUGUCACGGACUGUGACUGUGGAAGGGAGCGGGUGAGCGGGGGGCCCAGUGAGCAGGGCCCACAAGGCGCCCCGAGCGCAGGCAGCAGUGCCUGCAAACACUGCACUGCCUACGGCCCCGGGCWGCCGAGUCCCUCGCGCUGCCUCCCUUCUGCUGCAGCUGCCCUGAGCGCGCCCGGGCCGCCCGCUGCAGUGAAGCACAGGAUGCUCUGACCUGCAGUGGGCUCCAUUAGACUCUCUUUUUCCUCGACAAAGUGGAAACAAUUAUUUCUAAAGCCAUUACAGGAAUGUCUACUGCUGCUAGGCAUGAGGCCAUCAGCUCUUCCGAGCUGUCUGUGUGCUUUAAAGCGCCCUGGGGGGUUCAUUGUUGCACAGAAGCCCAUUUAGCACAAAGAUUUCUGUGCCCUGGUGUUGUCUUCCCCCAGCCAGCAGUUCAAGGGCUUCGGUCGUGUCUUUGUUCAAUAUUUUGUUCCUCUUCAAACAUCUGAUGUUCGGCUCAUCAAAAGGGAAUAUCCAUUUAUACAAUAUUAUAUGAGAGUAUGGCCACGCUAAAUUUUUGCCUUGAGGCUUGACUKGCAUAGGGACAGCUUAUUAUCUCCCAGUUUUUCUUCCUAAAAGUUGCACUGAUUUCCAGGCUGGUUUUAGCCCUGUCAGCAAAGGUCACCUAGAACCAUCCAAAGAUUGUUCAAAACUUGUAGCUAACUUAAACCCACAUUUAUAUUUUGCUACCACUUUCUACCAGUGGCCUAGAACUAGCAGGGCACAAUUUUCUUGUCUCCCUGCUCUAGGGCUGAUCCGAAGUGUAAGCCUGGCCCCACAGGAUACUGCUAUUCAAAAAUCCAUUUGUUCUUUUAAUUUAGUUUUAAUCCCUAACCUUGUUUGAGGGGGCUCGUGUACACUAGAAGUGGAAUUCCUCSAGAAAAGAAAAACACAUUUCAAAAGACCACAGUUAUCCUAUGUGUAACAGAAAGAGAAGUCUUCGCUUGAACUUGCCAAGACAKGGGAAACUGCAAAUGCUCAGAAAUACUGGUGAUAUUUUUUUUUCCCCCUAGUGGGGCUUAGGGGAGGGGAGAURAAUAUACACUUAACUUAAAGCUAUCUAUUAAACAACUCUGUCUGUA